This is a messenger RNA of Penicillium subrubescens, 960 nucleotides long. RefSeq lists its product as uncharacterized. The record is from RefSeq and is a predicted model, not a curated record. The transcript has 3 exons. Lineage: Eukaryota; Fungi; Ascomycota; Eurotiomycetes; Eurotiales; Aspergillaceae. The coding region runs from base 1 to 960 and encodes 319 amino acids.
AUGCGGUUGUUAACGUUCCUUCCCGGUGCGCUGUUGCUCCUUGCGCAGCCGGUAGUCUCGCGCCUCAGCCCCUAUAAUCCUGACGACAAUCUCCGCCCGGAUAAUGUGACCGGACUAGACUACAAAUAUUACGAUCAGAUCGGCUCAUACUACAAUGGCACGCUCACGAUCUAUCUCGAACCAAAGUAUAAUCCCACCCCUCAGCCCUACACUGGGCGCAUCUGCCGAGAGGAGUGGGAGAACAAGACGCUUGAGAUCCCCAUGAAAGCCAUCGCAGGGUUCCAGGAGGUCGCGCCGAAAGCCCCCUCAGUCAACCCGUUCUUUCUCAACAUCGACGCCUGGGAUAAGCAUUACAACCUCUCCAACAACUACCAGACGGCUAAUUAUAGCGAUUUCGAGGAGAACCGAAUCACCACAAAUACAGACUACGACGGCAACAGCACCUGGUACUUCAACAUCACAGACAACGACACCGCACUGUGGUACAAAUUCGGCGGCCACAUGACGACUUUCUUCCCGGGGUACCAGCAGUUCAAAUACAAUGUGUCCGGGCUCUGUGAUGGCGGCCCUGGAGAAUCGCUACUCUUUGAGGGUGCAUUCCUGUCCCCUGAUUCCCGUGUCGAGUACGACUGGACAGACAACCCGAUCCCUGUGCCCACUAUUCGGGGAUCAUUCAAUGAGAACCAAGCCAGUGUUGAGAUGUCGGGUCUGUUCCGUGCAGCCAGUUCCACUACGGAGAUGGUCGGCGAGAUCCGAAUGAGUUUUGACGGGCUGGUCGAUAAGGAACGAUCAGAUCAACUGUUCAUGAGGAAGAAACAGCCUGAGUGGAAUGCGACGCUUGGGUUUGAGGUUGGCGCCGUCGGUGGCGCGGAAGAAUCGGCUGGGAACCCUGUUUCGCCAGGGUGGCUUGGUAGGUCAAUGUUGUCUGCGGCGCUGGUCGUUGUUAUUAUGGUUUGGUGA